Messenger RNA from Aedes albopictus (Asian tiger mosquito), 6453 nucleotides. It is a transcript of the gene mRpS9, whose product is annotated as small ribosomal subunit protein uS9m. Bases 104 to 1048 code for a protein of 314 amino acids. NCBI's taxonomy places the organism in Eukaryota, Metazoa, Arthropoda, Insecta, Diptera, Culicidae. The transcript is spliced from 6 exons. The record is from RefSeq and is a predicted model, not a curated record.
GAACGUCAAAACUUUUUAGCCGCACCACAGUUUGUCGAAUCACGCAGCGAGUCGGCCGGCCGCGUUUUACUUAUUGCAUUUUGGUUGUUCAUGUUCGGAAAACAUGGCAAAUAUUGCACAAAUUGCCAUUCGUUUCAAAGGAUUACAAAUCCAAAACCGAUUAUCUACGGCAAUUAAAACAUGUAAACCCGCUUUGUAUUCCACGAGCGUUGGUGCCCCAAGUUCAGCGGAGUCGAUUGCGACGGUGUCCAAGAAGGGCAAGGUUAGCAAAGCCAUGAAGGCAUACCUGGAACGUGCCAAGGCUCACGAUGAAUUCAUGAAGAUUCAAAACCUUGAAUUCAAGCUAGGCAAACGACACCUUGCGAAUAUGAUGGGAGAAGAUCCGGAAACUUUCACCCAAGCAGAUAUCGAUAGAGCAAUUCAAUAUCUGUUUCCGUCCGGCUUGUACGACAAGAAAGCAAGGCCAUUGAUGAAGCCUCCAGAGGAGGUUAUUCCGCAACGCAAGGCUGCCGAGUUCGACGAGACCGGGAGACCUUUCCACAGUAUGUUCUACACUGGAAGGCCAAACUAUUAUAAGCUGCUUUUUGAUAUUGUCGGCUAUCUCAACAAUCUGAAUGCUUUUGAGGACCGCAUGAUUAGGAAGCAAUUAACACCGGACCCUACACAGCAAAUUGAUACUUCCGGUUCGGAGUGGUUGUCAAAAGACGUCCUCGAAAAAAUGCUGCUCGAGGAUAUUUCCGAAAUUGAAUAUGAGAACUUUGUCAAUGUUAUGACACGCCUGAUCCAGCAUCCAUAUUCCUACAGAGAGAAAGCAUUUAUUGACCAGUAUCGUAAGCCAUUGUUGGCAAAAACGGAUGCGGAUCAGAUACCGACACCACAGCUGGAUGAGAACGGAAACAGUUUCAUUACGGUUUAUGAAUGUCUUCGAAAAUCAGCUCGAGCUGAUGUAACAAUCAUCGCACCGGGAACGGGUAAAAUAACGAUCAACGGUCAAGACAUCACGUAUUUUGAAAGUGUGCAGCCCAGAGAGCAGGUUAGUCCUUUUUGAACGCUCAUAUGACAAUUGCAUUGCAUUAAAUUGAAUUUCAAGCAUUCGAAUGAUGAAGUUGCUGGAGAUUCUCAUAGGUCCGUACAGAACUUGAUUCCAGAGUAUCUAGAGAAGUUUAGAUCAAUUUGUUGAACAUCGAUACAGUUUAGUUUCUUGGUCAAGAAUGGUACAUCCGAUUCUUUGCGCGGUCGAUUUUUGACCCUAACUCCGUCAAUUUUGAACCGAUUCACAUAAUAAAUUAUACACAGGGGAGACACCGUCAGAACUAUCAGUGUAUGAAAAAUCAAGUCAAUAGUUAAACCUAUUGACUUGAUUUUUCAUACACUGACCAUUGACUGUUGGCAGAAAAACGACCCAUGCAAAAAAGGAAUCGUUUGUAAAUUGAAGAUAACUGCGAGAGCCUUUCAAAACUGACUUUAAGUUCAAUCGUUCUUGUUGUAUUUAUGAUUGUAUGCACUGAAUCCCAAGUAUCCUGAAGAUGUUUUUAUUUUAAAUUACAUAUUGAUUACAUGCUUAUGAUAAGACCAACUAGAAUAUGGGUAACUCUCGCUGGGACCGGCUCACUAUUUACACCUUGUUUUCAAAAAUGUUUAAGGUGGUGAUUUUCUGAAAGUCCUCGCUUAAAAAGUAAGGAAAAUGCAUUUGGUUACUCAAAUUGAUGGACCCCCCGAUAGUUAGAGCCACAAAAUUUUUGCAGACCCCUCGAUUUUGGUCAAAUGGUGACUCAUUUGAUCCGUUAUACCGUAAAACGGGGUGAAUAGAAACAAAUAACUUAUUGUAAAAAAUAUGGCAAUUAUGUUUCAAAAUUCAUCAAAACUUAAUUUCAUUACCUAGUUGGAUGCUACCAGUGUUUCAAUAAACCUUUUUUGGAAUGAUAAUUCCGUUAUUUUUUUCCCCCUGGUCAAGUUCGCAAGGGUUGACGGUAUUAAAGUGAAGGAGUUUCAUUUUGAUUAUUGUAAUGUAGUGUUCUUUAGUGAAACAUAUCACCUUUUUAACACUUUAAUGCGCCUCCAACGGUUCAUCACGAACCGGCUGCUGCAGAUGGAGUAUGGCUGAUCAUAUGCAUCAGACAUGCUCGGCCCAUAUAGCCGAGGCGGCAAACGCACGGGUAUUCAGCAUGACCAUGCUGAGGGUGACGGGUUCGAUUCCCGGUCGGUCCAGGAUCUUUUCGUAAAGGAAAUUCCCUUGACUUCCUUGGGCAUAGAGUAUCUUCGUGCCUGCCACACGAUAUACACAUGCAAAAUGGUCAUUGGCAGAGGAAGCUCUCAGUUAAUAACUGUGGAAGUGCUCAUAGAACACUAAGCUGAGAAGCAGGCUUUGUCCCAUUGAGGACGUUACGCCAAGAAGAGAGAGAGAUGCUCGAUAAACACGGAGGAACCGCCGGGGCUCAUUAGAGUCUAUUCCUAAGCAAUAGUUCCAAGUCGAUUGGAUUUGAGAAGGUUUUGAUGAUCGUUACAAAUCCUAAUAAAAGUAUUAUAGGAUUUGUGACAGGUUUUGGAGCCUUUUACAGCCAGCUGACUUCAAAAUGUUGUUUGGGCUCUAUUUCCCACGUUUUUCGGUUGAUUUUGAUUAGUAUAAUUUAUUAAUGUCAUAGUCGCUUUGUCGAAUUUUUACUAUAUUUCUUGGUCAUAUUUUCUUUAAAUAAAGCAAUUAAAAUCAACCGAAGAAUUAAUAAUGGGAAGGAGAUUUGCAGCACUUAAUUGUGCUGAUAGAUUCGAAGCUAACGUGCGAACACUUAAACGCAUUGUUGACGUUAAUGCGUUCGACGUGACAUUUUGGACAAAAAAGUGACUACCCUUUAUUAGCUGAACAACGUUACUUGUGUAUGACUAGGUUGACAUUUCUAGGCCACGCUUGAGUAAAUGACAAGGUUUAUCGUGGUAGGACCGAUAGGACAGUUGAACGAAUUUGAAUAUUUUUCAUAGGUUUUGUUGGGGGAUGAAUACAUAAUAGUUGACAUUAGUCUUCAUUAUUUUCAAAUUUUAUUGCAAUCAAUUGACCAACUUGACGAAUUUUUGUUUAUCUCUUAGAUGGUAUUAUGACACCAACAAAAAAAUAUCAGAAGUUCAGUUACAUGUUUCUGUGGGUUUUGAACCGACGACAAUUUAAGGACACAAGAGAUGACCACAGAGAAGUAGAAAACGAUAAGCAAAAUCAAGAAAACAAUUUGGCACAGGAUCGACUAUAUUUUAACACACGGGGUUCGACUUAUUCGAUGAAAAAAAAAACAAACAUACGACAACUGACUUAACGAGGAAAAAACAUACUAAACCAUACCACAAAAUCAAACAAGAAGACAAAUACAAACCGUGUGACCAUAACACUACAUAGGCAAAUCCUGACUGAUUGACCAAUUGAAAACUUUCCAAUCUUCUACCGUAACUUUCUGAGUCAGUUGCACACUGUUGCAUCUUAAUGGAUAUCAUUUUCUGCUUCUGAAACAUUACGUACUCUUUCCUAUCUUCAGGUCUAGUGUAGAGGUUUCAACUCUAUUCAGAGUGCAGCUAGAAACCUAGCAAAAAAAAAGAUAAUUCCGUUAUUUUUUUUUUUGUGAAAAGUUUUAAAAGCAAAGUAUCGUUUUAUAAGCAAAAAAAACUACCGCCAAUGAAAUUGCGUUUUAUCGAUUUUGGUAUGUAUUCACAGACUAAAGUAUUUUUCGACAUUCGACAAUUUUUUCUUCACCAGGUGAAUUACUAUAAUCUAGUCUUAGAAUUUCAUUUGAACUUUGCACUGUUCAUACAAAUACAGGAUAAGUUAGAUCAUCUCCAUUUUUUCAUCAGAUGUUUGUAUAUGUUUAAUGAACUUCUAUGCCAAGGUUGGUCAAAAUUUCUCGGCUCGUUUUUGUUCUAGAGCUCAAUGAUUUAGCGAAAGUUGGUAUUUUGUCUAUUUUAAUUCAAAUAACAUUUGAAUAUUCAAUAUUCCUAAACCUGAACAUUAUUUUCAACGGAAAAAAAUACUAGCAUGACCUAAAGUAUGUAUAUUAGCACAAUAAAAUACCGUUUCACAAACAAGUUGACGAUGAAACACUAAUUUAAUGAUCAAACAUGUGGAUCAUCAGUGUUCCAUUGGGAACAUAAUGACAUUUUUAUCCUUCCUGAUCUAACCUGUUCCUUGUUAGCGUGUUUGUUUACAUCCAAAAAAAUUGCCAUUGUUAAUAGUGUUUCAACUAAAAAUAUCACUAUUUCAUAUAAUGAUAUCUAUUUAUCGCCGGCAAUAAGUCGCCGAUGAAUUUAGGAUGGUAUAUAUGGUACAAGAAGAGAAUCCAUAGAUUCGAAGCGAACCAUGUCCGAAUCAAUGUUCCUUUUCAAUGUGUUCAUUGCAAGCACACUUUUCACAAGCACGGAAAAAUCUAUUAUCUGUUCUGGUGGAAAUAUCACAAAGUAUUUUUUGUAUUAUUUCAUCUUGUGACACAAUUCGUAUACUGUUGAACAUUAAAUUUACAUUUUCUUGAGUAGUACAUAUGCAUACAUUAUAUAUACCAGUAGAAUCAAGUAAAAUACAAUGCUUUGGUCGCAACUGUGUAAAUACUGUGAAACCAAUAUUCACAGUUUUGUACAUAUCUACAAAAAUCAUAUAAGCCUCUUUGAGCGACAUCAUAAAAAGUUGUUUUUGAACUUGUUGUUUUUUUUCAUUUCGAACCUCAGAAACAAAAUCAUUUGUUCCUGGCAUUGGUCUGCUGAUAUCAUUAUCAUCAAAAAAUUCUCUUACAAUUUGUUUUGAAUCGUCAUCAAUACCUUUGUUUUCGGUGGUACAAAGAAUACCCUGUUCAUCAACAAGAUCCUUUACAUAACACUUAUAGUUCUUACUAUCGUCAAGAUAUUAAAAUUUACCUUUCGUCGACCGGUUUCGGGCUCGAUGUCGCCCACCAACAGGACAAUGUCUGACUGAUUGCGUUCAGUUUUCGUACGACCUUCGUACACGUCCGAAGAGAAGACAUGCUACUGAGAUUCCGUGUCUACCAUAUUGAAAAGACACGACACGAUGGGAUGGUUGUCUUCAUUCAUCAACGAUCUUCGCGUGUUGCUGAUAAACAUUGACUCCCAAGUAUUUAAGUGCAAUAUUUUCCUCACGUCUGACGAGUUUUGCGUUUCCCCAGUCGAUUUCGUGUUGGGAGUCUGCUGCGUGCGCUACCACGCUGGAUUCGGUUGAUUUGUUAGAUUGGAUAGCAUUUCUGUGUUCUUUUAAGCGAACCUUCAUUUUCCGGCGAGUUUGACCAAUGUAAACUGCCGGACAGUCUUAACAUGGUAUCUCGUAUAUUCCGGAUUGUUCAUCCGGUGGUACCUUGUCCUUAAGGUUGCAUAAAAGAUCUCGUAGGGUCUUGUCGCUGUUGUGCACAACGUGAAGAUCUUGUCGACCAAGUGCUGUUUUUAUUUGGUUUGUUAUCCUGGGGUAAAAUGGCAAGCUGAUCCUUCUGACAGCUUCUGGAUUCUGUUGGAGUGUAGUUAUGUUCCUGCGAUAUUUUUUUCCGUUUGUGCUUCCUCAAAAUUUUGUUUACAAACAAUCUGUCAUAUCCAUUCACCUCGGCUGCAGUGUAAACGCGACUUUUUACUUCGUCAAACUCGUCGCGCUCCAUCGGUAGCUGUAGCCGGAAAAAAACUUUCGUUUGGGUUGAAUUUACCUACUCGUGGGUUAAUUUUUUUGCUGGAGUUAAAGGCAAACUACCUAGUGUGAAUUUAAUCUAUUUAUUCAAAUUUGAGUUAUUGGGCCAAACUAUGGAGUUGCGUCAAAAGAACUCAAAUUUGGGUAGUUUGGCGGCUCCGUGUGUAAGAUCACGCCCAAUUACUGCAGUCCUUGUCUACACAUGUCCUUGUCAAUAUUGAUGAUUGCAGUCCUUGUCAAUAUUGAUGAUUGCAGCGUAUCAGAGAUAUGACACAUGUAUCAAGGCGACCAGUUCAUAUCCACUAUUCAGUAUAAGUUCUUCAAAUAUAAGUUUGAAAACGAUUGGCCGAUUAAAAAAAUGAAGGUGCAAUUUUGAAUAAUCGUAACUACUUUUAAGAGAAAAUAAAUACAUUUUCGAUGCGUAUGAUCGGCGAAGAAAGCAAAAUUUUAUUCAAAACAUACUUAAUCAAAACUUGUCUGUUUCAAUCUAUCAUUUUUCUGCGUUUAUAUUGUCACUCUAUCACUAUUGUAUGUCAGAUAAAUUGUUAUGUUUUUUGAUGUAAUGUUCUAUUUGAUACAAACUCAAAUAAAUUACCUAUACAAAACUGGAAAAUCAUUCUCUACAAACUAUAUGAACCGAACAAAAACGAUUGUCAACAAAUCCCAACUCAUAUUCUUUCGUCUCCUCUUUGCGCUACCCAGAGAGUUGAACGCCAGAGAGCGCACGAGCCUACGGAUAGAGACCGUAGUUUGCAUGUCUCUAAAUUCUAAGCCCCGUUACGAACCGUACGUAAACUUUUCGCUUU